Lactuca virosa is the source of this 462-nucleotide messenger RNA. NCBI's taxonomy places the organism in Eukaryota, Viridiplantae, Streptophyta, Magnoliopsida, Asterales, Asteraceae. The record is from the annotation of a GenBank genome assembly.
AUGUCGCUAAACCAUUUGGGACAUCUUCCCAAGUUACUACUGAUCAAAAAUGAGGUCAGCAUGGAAAUUAAAUAUGCUGGUGGAUUCAAAGUCCUACUACAGUUUAAUGACUCUGAUAGUAGGGCUUCCAAUACAAAUUUGGCGGGGGGGAACAACUUCGAGAAAAUUACAAAAGAUUAUGGGAACAUCAUCGCACCAUUUGACAACCUCACACACCGUGUGGACCUGUCCUGUGUUAAAAUUGGUAUAUUGACUACAAGAAGGAAGAGGAUCAACAAGGAGAUACUUGUAGCUGUUGAAGAAGAAAUCUUAAAGAUGGGCAUCAUUGAAUUCGAUGAGGAUUGGUACGCUUUCAAGUUUGACCCAAAUGAUGAUUUCUAUAAAAAAGAUGAACUUUGCGUAGAAGAUGAAGACGAGGAGGAAGAAGACGAUGUAGACGGAGUCUCAGAAACUUGGGUGUAG